Messenger RNA from Danaus chrysippus (African queen), 2094 nucleotides. Lineage: Eukaryota; Metazoa; Arthropoda; Insecta; Lepidoptera; Nymphalidae. The record is from the annotation of a GenBank genome assembly.
AUGUAUGAAAACUGCAUAGAAAAUUUCUUCAGGAGAUGCGAUCCAAGUCAGGUUGAGAGACACUCGGAUAGCUCAGAUUUCGAGAAUCCAAACGAGGUACAAUUCGAGAGUUCAAAAUUUUCAUUAAGGUCUUUAGUACGAGAUGAAACACGGUUUGAUAAGCCAGAAAGAGAUUUCAACGUCUAUCACGCCAGUAGCAAGAAGAAACAGUAUACAACACGCUCGAAAAGCCCUCAUAGAGAUAGAGAAAAUGUGACAAAACAUAGAAAAAUAAAAUCAAAUGUAAAACAACAAGAAACUGUCCCAAAACGACGGUUAAACCAAAGCGAUGAAAUGUUAGAAAGAAAAAUUAAAAAUAGCGGUGAUCAGAGCAUAUCGAAUUUGACGAAAUGGUGUUAUUCGAAAUCUAUUUUACGGGACAAGGUCAUACCGUGUCUGUCAACUAUAUUCAGACGUUCACAUAACUGUAACAAACCCAUGAUGAUUAUAGAGGAAGACAAUAAAACAAAAAGGACUGAUAAUAACAAACAAACUUGCUGUCCAUACUGUAAGCGACAAAGAUCAAGUAAAAAGAGACAGAGGAACGUCAUACCACUACAUCCAGUGUAUGCUGUUAAUCAGAAUAUACAUGGGUUCCCUAUACCGUAUUCCAUACAUCAGGUAUCGUUAACUAAAGUCGAUUCUACAGCGGAACACCAUUGCACAGAGGAGUGCUUCGAAAAUAAUUACUGCUCAUCAGAUUCUGAAGUUGAAAUUAUAAAUAAGCGUAAAGUUAAAAAAAAAAAAGAAGUUAUGAAAGAAAGGGUUCAGAGUAGAAUUAGAAGCGAAUUCAUUGAAAACGACGCUUCAAGAUGUCAACAACAGCAGUUUCCUUCGAAAUCACAACUGAUGAAACCUUACCAGGUAUUAACAUCCACGUCUUGUCAAGCAAAAUCUGAUCUGAACUUAGACACGACCCCAUCUAUACUCUGGAAUUCAAUAAAGGAGAAAAUAAACUUACCCGCUGAACUUAUAAAACCGUGCUGUUGUAAAAAACCUCCUCUACCUUGCAAUCCUGAAACAUGCAAAAGAUUAAAUGACUUAAACAGUAGUAACGACUCGAGUAUGAUUAAUAACACAAAUUUGCCUAACAUUAAUAAAGAAAACCUUUCUAAGUUCCUAGAAAACUUAUCAGGCGAAUCAAUUCCUCCAAAUCCUAUUGGAAAAAAAGAAGUUAAGAAGAAAAAACACAAGACAUCUAAUAUUUGUAAAUGUUAUGACGAUAAAAAGAAUACGAAACCGGAGACUUUGGACGCUGAGGUACAAAAGGACAUAGAGAAAACCUGUCAAGAAAAUCACGACAAAAUAGCUGGCUUACUUACUAAGAAAUAUAAUGGAGAAAUAUUAUGUAUACAUAAUCCACCGUGCAUUUUAAUCAACGGGUGCCUCAGCUUACCGCCCCCUAAAGUUGAAGUACAAGGAAACUUAUGGCCUGUUACACAACAUAAAAAAUCUAGUUUCGUACAAAUGUGUCGAAAAAUGAAACGUACUAAAGAUAUCAAACCAUACAACGAACAAUCAAGUCAGUACCAUCCACCAUACGCUGAUAUAAAACAGUGUCUGCCAGAAUUUGUCACGGAGAAAGUAAUUCAAAGUGUUUGUAAUCACAACCCACCUUGUGAAGUCGUUCACGGAUGCUAUAAAGCCAAAUACGACCCGAGGUUACAUAAUUCGUGUAUUCACGUACCGUCCUGCAAUAAAGUACCUCAAUGUCUGCUGGGGACACACUCUAUCGAGAAUAACUCCUGCGUACACAAGCCCAAGUGCCCAGAAAUACCACUCUGCUCCAGACAAUAUAUAUUACUGACUGCGAAGGAGAGUGUCAGUACACAGAUACAACCAAAGAACAAGAUCUGCCGGCAUGAGCCACCAUGUUUCAUGAUACCUAAAUGCCUAGCUACCGCUAUCUGCGGGGACUACAUCCCAGUGGGAGCCAUACCAGGUUGCACGCACAAGCCUAGCUGCGAGAUGAUUCCCGCUUGUUGCAGACAGUCUAACAAAGAAAUGGUCUCUGUUCACUCUCAAUAUCCAAAUACCUCUUGUCGCAUAGUCUGA